UUAUUAUCCCGAACGAACUCCAGAGCCUUUCUCUACGUGCUUUUCCGUGUCCCUUCCCCGGCCAGCAGAAAUUUACUUCGAGCCAGUUCCCUUCUGCAUUCCUCGUUUGUAUAAACCGUCCCCUGAAGCUCCACCCAGCCAAGCUAUCCAGUUGGGAUAGACGUUAUCACAAUCAGGUGUAACUAUAUUGAAGCAAAUAUGGCCCAGAAUUUGUUGGUCGUCUCGACCUCGGGAUUGGGCCAAGAAUCGGCCUUGAACCCAGAGAGCGACCUCAAAGCCCCCGGCAUCGUGACGGAAACGGCGGUCACGCCAACGCCACAGGUCGAAGCUGAAGCUGUUAAGGAGCUUACACACCAAACUGAACAGCUCGAGGCGAACUUGGCGACCGACGGCAGCUCCACAGCGGCACCGGUUAUCUCAUCAGACGAGGUUGCACCCAAAGAGGGUGCGAGCGAGAAUGAGACCAAACUCGACGCCAGCUCUACUAAGAAAGAUGGUGAUGGAAAGGCUGAGUUGUCAUCGAAUGAAGACGAAAAGUUGGGGGCACAUUCGAACGGAGAUGCAGAGGUUGAGUCAUUGAAAGACGAGGAGCAAGAGGCCAACAAGGACAAAACGCCAAAAAGAAAACCAAAAAUCCCUCAAGUAAGGAAAGUCAACUUUGAGGGGUUUAAGAACCGCUUCUCGGAAGAUGAGGAUGAAUACGCCCUUGACGUACUCGUCGCCGGCAACGACCUGAUGGAUGAGAUCCGUCGAGAGCAGCAAACACGACGGAACUACCAAAACCGACUAGACAGACGUCUGGAGCAAAAGAAAAACAAGUCACGUAACGUGUCAAGCAAGACAAGUCAGAGCCCCAUCCCAAAGGCCGCGACGCAGCCAAGAGAAGGCGGUUGGAUCCAGCGAGUGCGGAUUCAGUCACAGGCGAUUCUCCAUCACCUCUCUAAGGUGACUGGUGAGUCGUGGGAUACCGAAAAUCCUCGCACCUUUAAUCGGCCAUUUAGCGUCUUCAUCUACUUUCAAGACAAGAUGAAGGAGGCCUUGGCCGAUCUAGAAUCACGGUGGGCGGAAGAGGAGCAGCGCCGCCAGGCCGUGGGUGCUGAGAAAAAGCCGGAUGCCAAAGCCGACGACAGUAACGACAAGGCCAACCAUGACAAAGAAGCUAAUGAUCUCGAUGACGAAGAGUCUACAGACGCGGUGGGGGAAAGUGUCGAGGCCUUGAGGGACAUUCGAUGCUACGUCAGGUUCGUGGAGGAGGAGAUUAUGCCCUUCGCCAAGCAGUUUGAGGGCACGGGACGGAGCAAGGUCCGUUUUGACGAUCUUUGGUUCCUGUUCAAGGUCGGAGAUCUGGUUUGCGCCCCAGGCGCAAUGGUUUCAGCCGUACCUGGCUCAAAGAGCUCCGCCAUGUACCAACCUCUCUGGAGGGUCUAUACUCUCAACCGUCCCACGGACCCCUUUCAGUACCCCGCCCGGGAACCCGAUUCGAAGCCGCGGCCGCCGGAGCCGGACGACGCAGAUGAUGAAGACAAGGAUGGGGGUGUCAAAGGCCAGUUUAAAGUUUGGGCGUACUACAUCGACCACGACGGCACUUCUUACGGCGCCGUGAAGCACAGCUUCGUGAUCCCUCGGUAUCCAGGUGAACGCGAGAUAGCCGAACUCCCUUGCUAUCCGCUCCGAUACCUUGAUGAUUGGGAAACUCACUUCGAAGAGCUCAAGGCACUGGGUAAGAAAUUCGAGUCUUAUAUGACAAACACUCACCUAUCCUACAAUGGCUGGACUCUCAUUUCUACUCCGGAUGGCGAACCUAUGACAGUUAAUUCCGGCAGUUUUCAGCGAAAGCUACACUCAGAGUACAUCGACAGUCACGUAGUGGUUGAUUUUGCUGAGGCAUUCCACCAAGUUGGCGACUGGAAACCCACGUUUCAUCGGCCGACGGUCUACGUGGACGGAUGGAUAUGCCAAGACGACAAUUUCCCUGUCGUAACAUGGUUCGACGAACAGAGAUCGGACCAGGUCGACCAAAGGAUUGUGGAUACGGUCCAGGUCGUAGAUGGAGUCACCAUGUGGCAGCGCAAGGACGGCCUCGAGAAGGACGGUUUUCUUAAAGCGAGCAGCAAGCUGUCCCUGAAGAGCAGAGAACAUAGCCGCAUACCACUGGGAGAGGAAGACUACGCGCUCCUCUCACGACGCAUGUUUGCAUACGUGCUCAAGGACCGCAAGUUUGUCUGCGUCGACGUCCAAUAUUUGAAUGAGAUUCCACGCCAGGACAACGUUUUCAAAAAUCUCAAGAUCAAUAACGAGUAUAAGCAAAUGGUCAAGGGCCUGGUGAGAUCACAUCUCGUCAAGAAGGAGCUCGAAAAGAAGCACCCUGGCGCUUCCAAAGUCAACCAGAGCCAGGACAUUAUCUACGGCAAGGGACGUGGCCUCGUGAUCCUGCUCCAUGGUGUGCCCGGCGUCGGCAAGACUGCAACAGCCGAGGCUGUCGCUCUCGAGUAUCGGAAUCCACUUUUCGUCAUCACUUGCGGCGACCUGGGAUUGACUCCCAAGGACGUGGAGGAGUCCUUGACUGAGAUUUUCAGGUUGGCGCACCUGUGGCACUGCGUCCUUUUAUUUGAUGAAGCCGACGUUUUCUUGGCCCAGCGAUCGAGGUUUGACCUCACAAGAAACGCGUUGGUAUCAGUAUUCCUCCGCAUCCUGGAGUACUACAACGGCAUCCUCUUCCUUACGACCAACCGUGUAGGGACGCUUGACGAGGCCUUCAAGUCUCGCAUCCACAUGAGCCUCUACUACCCGCCCUUGAACAAGACUCAAGUCGAACUGAUCUUCAAGAUGAACCUGGAAAAGCUGAUUGAUAUCGAAAAGGAGCGCCAGGAGCUUACGGGCGAGCCGGAGCUCGACAUCCGCGUGUCAUCCAUCACCGACUUCGCGACGAAUCACGGCACCAAGACCGAGGGCCGCUGGAACGGUCGCCAGAUCCGCAACGCUUUCCAGAUCGCAUCUUCAUUGGCUCGAUAUCAUGCGCUAGAGGAGUACGAGAGCGAGCUGGCCAAGGGCAAAGAUCCUGGGCCGAGACGGCCGGUGCUGGAUGAUACUCAGUUCAAGAAAGUCGAGCGUGCGACUGAGGCAUUCAAGGACUACCUCGAGAAGACAAAGGGAUACAAUGAUGCUGACCUUGCACACAUCCUCGGCGAACGGGACGAUUUCUACCGUCAAGGCAAGCUCUUUGGCGGCAUGGCCGGAGCGGGUGGUGCAGCUGGAGCUGCCGCAGUGGGAUAUCCCGGCCCUGGCGGUCAAGGUCCCGGGAAUCCUUAUCCAGGCGGUCAGUACGGCCAAGGUAUGCCUCCGGAGCACGCCGGCGGCGGGGGCGCCCCGAAUGUGGAGUUUCCCGCUAUGAAACCGGGUCCGGUGACAUACGGCUACAAUGAAAACUCUCAUCCGCUAGCAGCCUCGCACGGCGGCGGGCCGAGCAUCUACCAGCCACCACCUGCCGGGCUCAACCCCCAAUAUUUCCACACACCGCCGACUGGUGGGAGUCAGGGUCGCUCAGGCUUGGAUCCAUUCAUAGGUGAUGGACGUCGGGAGGAUUACGGGCACAAUGUGAACUACAGCAGCGGUGGCCAUCCGUCUGCGUAUAACUAUAGGGCCCAUCAGGCGCCUUCACAGUCACAGCCACAUGUGGCUCCGGAUGAAAGCGGCUAUGACUAAAUUCCUUAUAGAAGGACUUCGGAACCACAUCAUACUGCGGUGCGUCUCGGGUCAUGGUUGAAAUUGCCUCGUUCCCAGGCUGUGAACCAUGGCAAGUUAGCAACUAGAUACGGGGUUGCCGAAGUGCAAAACACGUGGGAUUGGCUAAUUGGUUAUAUGUUUCCAUUUAUGCUUGAGUAGGUCAGCCUGUGUAUAACUGGCCUUGACAAGAAAUAUGUUGCGGAGGAUUUAAGAGAAAUGCCGUUCUCUUAUAGGAACUCUCUGGUGUGAGAAAUAUUCAGCGAGUCCACAUUGCAACGAGGUUAAGAUAUCCACAUAAUUGAAGUUAUCUCCUGAGGUACAAGGCCUAUUAAGGGCUCGUUAGACAUUGCAAUAACUAG
Durotheca rogersii is the source of this 4082-nucleotide messenger RNA. RefSeq names its product putative AAA family ATPase. The record is from RefSeq and is a predicted model, not a curated record. Gene Ontology annotation, molecular function: ATP binding; ATP hydrolysis activity. NCBI's taxonomy places the organism in Eukaryota, Fungi, Ascomycota, Sordariomycetes, Xylariales, Xylariaceae. The transcript has 3 exons. The coding region runs from base 199 to 3702 and encodes 1167 amino acids.